ACAUUGGCUUACACAUUUUUUCCUACAUAGGCGGCGCUGGCGAGUCUUGCUCCCUUCAAGAUGGGGCCUUCUUUUGCUGUGCUGCAGGAGCAGACAAGGCUGGCUGCGCUCGUGUGUGCGCUACUGGGGAUUUCCAAUGCGGCUCCAUCUGUUGUGCGAAAGGGCAGACGUGCAUGGCGGCCGAUACUCUGUCGCCGUAUUGCGUGAACGAAAGUCGCACCUCGGUGAUCUCAACGUCAGCAACAACAACAACAGCAACAACAGCAACAACGACGACGACGACGACGACGACGACAACCUCCUCCUCCUCCCUCGCAUCAACAACCCGGCCAUCGUCCUCCAGGACAUCAUCGAACUCAGUCACCACGAGCGCCACGCCAGUCUCGUCCUCCGAGUCUCUUCCUUCUACCGACGGACAGACGGCAGCGCCCAGCAAUACUCUCUCAACCUCAACAUCGGCCCAUCAUCCUUCAUCGACAAGUACUCCGACAGCAACAGCGGGUCCUCACAACAAGGGGGGUCUUCCGCUGUCGGCGCAGAUCGCCGUCGGAGUCGUGAUCCCGGUCGCCGUCAUCCUCCUCGUGGGCGCUCUCUGGUUCUUUGCAUUUCGCCGUCCGAACCGAGCCCACAAUGGUCCGGGCCACCGCCGAUGGGGCACGGGCGGGACGGCGAGCUCCGGGUUCGCGACGGGCUCUCGGGGCCCCACGCCGCCACCGACGUACGACAAGAGCGGGCUAGACGUUGUGGUUGUCGAACCGCCCUCGUCGCUCUACGAGCAGCAACAGCAGCAGUAUGCCACGGCGCCGGACGCCGAGCACGGGAGGGAGCGCGCAGCGGUCGGUGAGGAAUUCGAGUUGGCGGACCUGAGAGGACCGGCGGGCGGGUUAGGCAACGGCGGGGUGAGCGACGGAGCGCGGUCGAGGGCAGGAGGCACAAGGGAAGUAUCGCCUCUGUCGGACGCAUCCUCUGGUGGCCCAAGAGGGCAAAUGCCGCCUCAUCCGGGCGAUGUGGUUGUGGUUUAGGUUGGGGCGUGCCAUGCGACUGUGUGUAUGUGCAUUGUAUGUCCAUAUCCGGAUUAUAUAAGUACUGUACAUGCACAUCCAAAUGCAUACACGCAUACACGCAUACACUUGCGAGUUGCACACGGCUCUAUAAUUUACUCCUUCGAUUGCCAGUUCGCGGCGGCUUCAUCUUUGAUACUGUUCAAGAAUGGCCAGCACUCAGCACUGUGCUGCAGGUAUCUGCACCUAC
Messenger RNA from Thermothelomyces thermophilus ATCC 42464, 1251 nucleotides. RefSeq lists its product as uncharacterized. The coding region runs from base 174 to 1022 and encodes 282 amino acids. NCBI's taxonomy places the organism in Eukaryota, Fungi, Ascomycota, Sordariomycetes, Sordariales, Chaetomiaceae. The record is from RefSeq and is a predicted model, not a curated record. The transcript has a single exon.